Messenger RNA from Beta vulgaris subsp. vulgaris (sugar beet), 678 nucleotides. Its product is annotated as glutathione S-transferase T3-like. Lineage: Eukaryota; Viridiplantae; Streptophyta; Magnoliopsida; Caryophyllales; Amaranthaceae. The record is from RefSeq and is a predicted model, not a curated record. The coding region runs from base 1 to 678 and encodes 225 amino acids. The transcript has a single exon.
AUGGGAGUUUUAUGGAAAACUAUUUUGGAACUUUAUGAGACUGCACGCCAUACUAAUCCAACUGAGUUGAAAGAAAGAACUAUAAAAUCAUUGCAAAAUCGUUGGGAUCACAUUAAUCGCACUGUUUCAAGAUGGGUCGGUGUGUAUGGCAAGUGUCUAAGAGACAAAAAAAAUGGACAAACAGAUGAAGAUGUGGAAGACAACACUCAUGAGAGUUAUUCGAAAUUGUAUCAUGGUAAUAGAUUUAAUUUAAUGCAUGCAUGGAAAAUCAUGAAGACCAGAAUAAAAUGGCAACCCACUGGUGGCAUUCAAUGUUCCUCAGAGAACGCGGGAAGCUCUAAGAGGUCGGAACCAGAUACACAGACUGAAGAAAUUGGAAAUGGUAGGCCGGAUGGCCAGAAAAAAGCAAAGAGGAAAGCAAAAGAAGCUGCUACUGCCAGUACCAUAAACCUUGACUCUUUUCAAGCAUCUCUAGAAGACAUUAAUGAUAGAAGGAACAAUAUAGGAGAACAGAUGCUAGAACUCAUGAAGGAACGAAGUGAAGAGAAGAAAAGGCAAAAACAGCAAGAGGCAAAGAUGCGUAUGUUAAGUAUGUUGAUGGCAAAACCCGUUCUCGACGAAGAUGACAAGGAAUCGUACUUGAAACUUAAGGAGGAGUUUAAGAAUAUGUAUUAUUAG